Messenger RNA from Schistocerca americana (American grasshopper), 2054 nucleotides. RefSeq names its product oxysterol-binding protein-related protein 1-like. Lineage: Eukaryota; Metazoa; Arthropoda; Insecta; Orthoptera; Acrididae. The transcript has 14 exons. The record is from RefSeq and is a predicted model, not a curated record. Gene Ontology annotation, molecular function: protein binding. Bases 239 to 1984 code for a protein of 581 amino acids.
GGGCAUGUGUUUAUUUAUUGGGCUUUACGGUGGUUUGAUGGAUGACAACUUCGUUGGGCUUCACUGUUUAUUUCUAUAUCGCCUGGUUUUGCAGUCCUCAACGCAAAAAUGAUGCAGGCAGAUGUCCAGUUCUUCUGCAGUCAGUGUUAACCUUACUUCAUGACAAGUGAUACAGUUACUAGUACUGCAUUUUGUCUUAGAUGCUUCCAUAUGAUGAUAUGACUGAUAGACCCUUAAAAUGUCCAAUGAAGGGCCAGAAAUGGAGCUGCAAGAGAUACUGUUGUAUAGUUCCAGGCAUGGUGAUUCUGUAAUGGUACAGGAGCUUCUUGUAGCGCGCAAAGAUGGAAAGAUUAGAUUGGACAUAAGCUGCAAGGGGAAGAGCAAAAGUAAUUUAGGCUGGACACCUUUACACCUUUCUACAUACUUUGGCCAUAAAGAUGUGGUUGAACUUCUCUUGACCCAUGGUGCGGAUAUCAAUGCUGUUAAUGAUGUUGGAGAUACGGCAUUGCACAAAGCAGCAUUCACUGGCAGAGAGGACAUUGUUGUUCUCCUGUUACAAAACAAUGCAAAAGUCGAUGUAAUAAAUGGAGAAGGCCAAACACCAAGAGACUUGGCCAAAAAUGAAGAUGUUGCAAAACUGCUUUGGGCUGCAGAAAAAACAGACAUGCGCCACAAAGAGGAAAGGCUCCUUGCAGCAGCGAGAGAAGGGGACCUAGACACUUUGAACAUUUUGUUGAAAGAUGAGAGGCCACCAAGUAUAAAUUGUGUAGAUGCACAAGGAAAUUCUUGUCUUCAUUGUGCGGCAUAUAGAGGGCACAAGGAGGCAGCAGUACUUUUAUUACAGAAUGGCAUUGACACCACAAUUCAGAAUACUCGAGGACAAACUGCUGUUAAUUUAGCAAGGGAUCCACAUAUGCAACAAGUUCUGUGUGUCCGACCAGUACGCCAACUUCAAAAGUCUGCUGCACGUUUUGAAGGACAACUUCUUAAGCGAUCACGAUUUCUUGGUUGGAAGCCAAUGUGGGCUGUGCUGGAACGUGGGGUUCUUACAUAUUUCAAUAGCAGAGCUGAUGCUUCCACAGGAUUUAAGAGAAAGGACUUUAAGUAUCUUGAUGGUGCAAACAUUUUACCACUUGACUGUGAUAAUUCAUCAUUUGUAGUGCAUUUCUCAGAUGGAGCAGUCCAUCGACUUAGUGUUGUAAAUUAUGGAGAAACUACAGGACAGAUAAGCAGACAGAAAUGGAUCAAUGCAUUUUCAGAACAUGCAGAAUUCAGCACGCACUACUUAAGUCAAGGUCAUAUUAAACAUGACAGUGAUGAAGAGGAUGACAACAUUAAACCGCUUGGGUCCAUGCAGGAUGCUCUGCAGACUGCUGCUGCCCAUCAUCAGGUAUUAGAAAAACAACUUAGAGACAGCACAGCUGUAGUUGAAGUCUUGAGUAAUAAUAGUCUUGCAUCUGACACAAUUACAGGAGCUGCUAUAAGAAGAUUCCAGACUUUGUCUGACACUGCUGGUGACAUGCUCUCUUCCCUUGGGCAUUGUCUCUCUCUGUUUCAGCAACAGGAGGAGGUAAGAAUACUGCAGUUGAAACAAGAACAGGAGAAGUGCCGAGUUCUAGAAGAAGCCCUUAAUGUGCUAGCAAAAGAGCAUCAUGAGCUGGAGCAAUCAAUGGCAUCACAUCUGUCAAACCCUUCACUCCAUAACAUGGUGGAUGGUCCAACUCCAAGGAGAAGUCCUCGUUUUUAUGACACGUCUGAUGAUGAGUUUUAUGAUGCAUUUGAAGCAGAUUCAGAUAGUGAUACUAUCGUGACGGCAGCAUCACCUACCUCUGAUAGUGACACGCUUGUGAGUUUUCCUUCACCUGCUUCCUCCUGUGCCACUUUGGUUUCGGCAGGGGGGCAUGCUUACCAUUGUGCUAGAGAUCUUCCAUAUGACACUGUGGAGAAGAAAACUGUUAGUAGCGCUGCUUUCAGUGAAGUAUAAACGUUGGAGAGGACUGCGACCACCACGCUUCCCGAGAACGUCCCAAACAUGCUGCGUGAGCUUCAAGUCA